GGCCUAUUCCCGGCGUGGGAGUUCCUCGCGUGUCUCCUGUAGCAGAAUUGAUCGGUCUUCGACAUACAUAUUGCUCCCAAGUUAGCAGUGAUGCAUGCUUGGGAAUUUGAAGGCUCACACGGCCACCAGCUACUCUUUCUCGGCUGAAAGCUAAGUCCCAUUGGACCAAUGCGGGAGGUACUAAAUUAUACACGUUACAAUCAAGGGCCCUGUUAUACCGAGAUAUUGCUUGCAGCUGACUGUGAGCUUGGCUCAUCCCCGCAUGGAACAUCCCCGCCAGGCACAAGCACUUCCUCGUGUAACUAUGGCUACAAUUACUCGGCAUUGCAUAUAUAGCUGCGAUGAAAGAAUUCCUCCAGCUCAAAGCGUUCAUUUUCCUCGCAUCUGUUGUGGUGGUGGCUUUAGCUGCACCCGAGUCAUGUGAAAACGAAUGCAAGAAUCCAGGAAUCCGUAGAGAGUGGCGAUCUUUGGGAUUUAAUGAUCAGAAGGCAUUUGCAGAUGCUAUUAAAUGCUCACUUCACUGGCAUCUUCUUUCUUGGCAUCGGCUGUUCCUGAACACAUUAGAAAACAUUCUUCGAAGUGAAUGCCACUAUACUGGACAUCUUCCCUUCUGGGAUUGGACGCUUGGAGAUUACCACGACAUCAAGCAUUCGUACCUUUUCAAUGCUGAUCCCGAAGUCGGCUUCGGUGCCUUUCCAGGACCGGAGACAAACUAUACUGUCACUACUGGUGCCUUCCGCAAUUUGAUCCGCGCGUAUCCAUACACCCAUCGUGGUCAGAGGAACUACACCCUAAGGCCAUUCGCUUACGACCCACUACUUCAAGCAAAUACUACUCAGACACUUGAGGAAUGGAAGAAACUUGUAACUGGUUCUGUCGGGAACUACACGAGUUUCCAAUAUUCAGUUGAUGGUGUGCGGGGGGAAGGUGUACACAUUGCUACACAUCUUAGUAUCGGAGGGGACGUGGCGGCUUUAUCUUACUCGCCAAAUGACGUAAUAUUCUUCCUCCUUCACUGCCAACUUGAUCGUCUUUGGGCCGCAUGGCAAGGGUACUCUCCUCAGAACAGGUAUGCUAUUGGUGGAGGUCUGACGCAGGAUCUCCUCCAUUAUGACACAUACCCGGUCGGAACGGGUACACCAGUUACGUUAGACACCGUCAUCCUUCUUUCGAAUCUGGCACCGAAUACGAAAGUCAAGGAGUUAAUGGACACGAAGGGCGGUGUCCUGUGCUACGAGUAUGAGAUCACUGGAUCAACAUACAUGUAGCGUUAAGAAGACUGAUGGAAUAGCUGGAGUGGCUGAUGGCGGAAAACAUACUUCAAAGUAUUCAUGUAUAUGAGAACCGCGAAGACCGCCGUGAGCGGGAGUUAACGUGUCCCCACUCCCUCAUUUUUGCUUUUGCUCUCAUUCUUGGUGAGAAUGCGAUCAUUAUAUGCACAAACUGGUUUGAAGCAGAUGCACGUACUAGUAAAGGAAGCGGGUCGUAUAUACAUUGGGCGGGUAAUUAUUGUAUGUCAAUAAGCCUUGGUGCAAUAUAAUUAUUCUGUG
Cantharellus anzutake is the source of this 1550-nucleotide messenger RNA. RefSeq lists its product as uncharacterized. The coding region runs from base 342 to 1268 and encodes 308 amino acids. Gene Ontology annotation, molecular function: oxidoreductase activity. The record is from RefSeq and is a predicted model, not a curated record. The transcript has 7 exons. Lineage: Eukaryota; Fungi; Basidiomycota; Agaricomycetes; Cantharellales; Hydnaceae.